UAAGGAGCAGGCUUGGCAAUCUCUUACCCAUACCACCCCCUUGACUUCAGUCUUCUCCCUUGACUGAGGCAACUCUUCACUUUUUUUUCUUUUCCCCUCUCCAAGUUUUCUUUUCCCUUUAGCAUUUCCUUUUGCUUUAGUAUUUCACAUUCCUUUAUCAUCUAUCUUUUCCCUUCAUUUUCCGAUCGAUACUCAUCAUAGUAAACUUCUCUAGCUAGGAGUAGAUUAUUAUUCAUAUUGCCAUUCGAAUUAAAUGGCAUCUAGCUACUUCUCAUCUUCUCCACAUGGUUCUAGCUCGUCCUGGACACCCAAGCAAAACAAGCUAUUUGAAAAGGCACUAGCUAAAUAUGACAAGGAUACUCCAGACCGCUGGCAAAAUGUGGCCAAGGCCGUGGGUGGCAAGUCUCCUGAUGAAGUAAAGAGGCACUAUGAUCGUUUAGUGGAGGAUCUCAUUUAUAUAGAAUCUGGCCAAGCUCCGCUCCCCAACUACAAGGUCACUGGGGUUAAUGGUAGAGGAAUUGGUGAAGAGCAGAGGUAGAGUAUAAACUGGUUAAUGAAGAGUCUAAAGCUACAGUAAAGCGCAGAGAUAUUGUAGGGAAAAAAGAAGAAGCAUAUGCACAAGAACUAAAAAAAAAAAAAAAAAGAAGUGAACUGAGUCUCCCCUGGCGCUGGCUGUUUGGUUCUUUAAUUCACUAAGGCUUCCCUGUAAUUAUCAGUAUAAUAAUAAAGAAGUGCGACAAGAGUCGAAGCCAUGCACGUGUGUGAUCCUGCUGCUUAUGUGGUUACUGUAAUUGUGCUUUAAUUUGUAAUAUUAUAUAAAAUAUCGUGUGCUUUUGUUAUCUUAAA
Ricinus communis (castor bean) is the source of this 846-nucleotide messenger RNA. Its product is annotated as protein RADIALIS-like 5. The record is from RefSeq and is a predicted model, not a curated record. The coding region runs from base 254 to 538 and encodes 94 amino acids. The transcript is spliced from 2 exons. Gene Ontology annotation, molecular function: DNA-binding transcription factor activity. Lineage: Eukaryota; Viridiplantae; Streptophyta; Magnoliopsida; Malpighiales; Euphorbiaceae.